GAAACGUUGUAACGGAUGUGCGUCAGAUGGCGCUUGAGUUUGUCAGUCAUAACGCAAUUCGAGUCGACACUCUACCACCAGGCAAGGACAUCAGCAGAACAGAUUCAGGCAGUGUUGAUGAUGGCAGUAGACUGGGCUGGUUAUGGAUACGCAGCACUAGUAGCAUCUGGAGGAGUCAUAGGAUAUGUCAAAGCAGGCAGUGUGCCGUCCCUGGCUGCAGGACUACUCUUUGGGGGUUUGGCUGGAUUCGGUGCUUACCAGACAUCACAAGAUCCAAAAAAUAUUUGGGUGUCUUUAGCUGCAUCCGGAACACUUACUGCUGUCAUGGGGAAGAGAUUCUAUAACUCACGCAAAAUCAUUCCAGCUGGUCUCAUCGCUGGAGCGAGUGUCCUGAUGCUGGCAAAACUUGGAGCCGGAAUGUUACAGAAACCUCAGCAAUCAUGAUCCAUUCAGAAAUCACCAUCUACUUUCAUUCAAGUGUAAUCAUUCUUGCUGAACAACAUGUAAUUACAGCUCUUAGUCCUUAUAAGUAUUUUGUAUAAAAUGUACAAUAAAAAACAUUGUUGUAAGGUGAAUUUCUGAAUUAAAGACUCGUGUUAAAAACAUGCCCAUUUUAUGCUUAUAAAAUACUUAGAAAACAUCAUAUAUUGAUUUGACUUCGGUCCAACCCAAUAAAUGCUGUCUACAUUA
This is a messenger RNA of Pimephales promelas (fathead minnow), 690 nucleotides long. RefSeq names its product transmembrane protein 14Ca (gene tmem14ca). Gene Ontology annotation, cellular component: mitochondrial membrane. Gene Ontology annotation, biological process: regulation of heme biosynthetic process. Lineage: Eukaryota; Metazoa; Chordata; Actinopteri; Cypriniformes; Leuciscidae. The record is from RefSeq and is a predicted model, not a curated record.